This is a messenger RNA of Drosophila suzukii, 6362 nucleotides long. It is a transcript of the gene Nrg, whose product is annotated as Neuroglian. Gene Ontology annotation, cellular component: plasma membrane; axon. Gene Ontology annotation, molecular function: cell-cell adhesion mediator activity. NCBI's taxonomy places the organism in Eukaryota, Metazoa, Arthropoda, Insecta, Diptera, Drosophilidae. The record is from RefSeq and is a predicted model, not a curated record. Gene Ontology annotation, biological process: axon guidance; brain development; cell-cell adhesion.
AUGUGGCGGCAGUCAACGAUACUGGCCGCGUUAUUAGUGGCUCUUAUUACGGGCUGUGCAGCAAUCAAAAGCAACUCCCCACCAAGAAUCACCAAACAACCGGCACCCGGAGAACUGCUCUUCAAAGUAGCACAACCCAAUAAGGAAAGCAACAACCCAUUCAUUAUCGAGUGCGAAGCCGAUGCACUACCCGAACCAGAAUACAGUUGGAUCAAGAAUGGCAAGAAGUUCGACUGGCAAGCGUACGACGACCGGAUGCUGCGACAGCCGGGUCGCGGAACCCUGGUAAUCACCGUGCCCAAGGACGAGGAUCGCGGCCACUACCAGUGCUUCGCGUCCAACGAGUUCGGUACGGCCACCUCGAACUCGGUGUAUGUGCGCAAGGCGGAGCUGAACGCCUUCAAAGACGAGGCGGCCAAGACCCUGGAGGCCGUGGAGGGCGAACCCUUCAUGCUCAAGUGCGCGGCACCCGACGGCUUCCCCAGCCCCACCGUCAACUGGAUGAUCCAGGAGUCCACCGACGGCAGCAUCAAGUCGAUCAACAACUCCCGCAUGACCCUCGAUCCGGAGGGCAAUCUGUGGUUCUCGAACAUCACCCGCGAGGAUGCCAGCUCGGACUUCUACUACGCCUGCUCGGCCACCUCGGUGUUCCGCAGUGAAUACAAGAUUGGCAACAAGGUGCUCCUCGACGUCAAGCAGAUGGGCGUGAGUGCCUCCCAGAACAAGCAUCCUCCCGUGCGUCAAUAUGUCUCCCGUCGCCAAUCCUUGGCCCUUCGCGGCAAGCGCAUGGAACUGUUUUGCAUCUACGGUGGAACGCCGCUGCCGCAGACCGUUUGGAGCAAGGACGGGCAGCGGAUACAGUGGAGCGACCGUAUCACCCAGGGACACUACGGCAAAUCGCUGGUCAUCCGGCAGACGAACUUCGAUGAUGCCGGUACCUACACCUGCGACGUUUCCAACGGCGUGGGCAACGCCCAGUCCUUCUCGAUCAUCCUGAAUGUCAACUCCGUGCCGUACUUUACCAAGGAACCCGACUUCCAGACCGCCGCCGAGGAUGAGGAGGUGGUCUUUGAGUGCCGCGCCGCCGGUGUCCCAGAGCCCAAAAUCAGUUGGAUACACAAUGGCAAGCCUAUCGAGCAGACGCCCCCGAAUCCCCGACGAACCGUGACGGACAACACCAUCCGCAUCGUGAACCUGGUCAAGGGCGAUACUGGCAACUAUGGGUGCAACGCCACCAACUCUCUUGGCUAUGUGUACAAGGAUGUCUAUUUGAAUGUCCAGGCUGAGCCGCCAACCAUCGAGGUGCCGCCAUCGGCCGUUUCCAGUGUGGAUGGCCGGAAUGUGACCAUCAAGUGUCGGGUGAAGGGAUCCCCCAAGCCGCUGGUCAAGUGGCUGAGGGCCAGCAACUGGCUGACCGGCGGUCGCUACAAUGUCCAGGCGAACGGUGAUCUGGAGAUUCAAGAUGUAACCUUCUCGGAUGCCGGAAAAUACACAUGCUAUGCGCAAAACAAGUUCGGUGAGAUCCAGGCGGACGGUUCGCUGCUGGUCAUGGAACACACGCGGAUCACCCAGGAGCCGCAGAACUACGAGGUGGCCGCCGGACAAUCGGCCACAUUCCGCUGCAACGAGGCCCACGACGAUACGCUGGAGAUCGAGAUCGAUUGGUGGAAGGACGGCCAGUCGAUUGACUUUGAGGCCCAGCCGAGGUUCGUGAAGACCAACGAUAAUUCCCUGACGAUUGCCAAGACCAUGGAGCUGGAUUCGGGCGAGUACACUUGUGUGGCCCGGACGAAAUUGGAUGAGGCGACGGCCAGGGCGAACUUGAUCGUUCAGGAUGUGCCGAAUGCCCCCCGACUGACGGGCAUCACCUGCCAGGCCGACAAGGCGGAGAUUCAAUGGGAGCCCCAGGGCGACAACCGUUCGCCCAUCCUCCACUACACCAUCCAGUUCAACACCUCCUUCACGCCGGCCUCCUGGGAUGCGGCCUACGAGAAGGUGCCCAACACGGACUCCUCGUUCGUCGUCCAGAUGUCACCGUGGGCCAACUACACGUUCCGCGUGAUUGCCUUCAACAAGAUCGGAGCCUCGCCGCCAUCGGCGCACAGCGAGAGUUGCACUACCCAGCCGGAUGUGCCGUACAAGAAUCCCGACAAUGUCGUCGGCCAGGGCACCGAGCCCAACAACCUGGUCAUCUCGUGGACACCCAUGCCGGAAAUCGAGCACAAUGCCCCCAAUUUCCACUACUACGUUAGUUGGAAGCGCGACAUCCCGGCCGCCUCGUGGGAGAACAACAACAUCUUCGACUGGCGACAGAACAACAUUGUGAUCGCCGAUCAGCCGACGUUCGUCAAGUACCUGAUCAAGGUGGUGGCCAUCAACGACAGGGGUGAAUCCAACGUGGCUGCCGAGGAGGUGGUUGGCUACUCUGGGGAGGAUCGUCCCUUGGACGCGCCGACCAACUUUACGAUGCGACAGAUCACAUCCUCGACCAGUGGCUACAUGGCCUGGACGCCGGUGAGCGAGGAGUCGGUGAGGGGACACUUCAAGGGCUACAAGAUCCAGACCUGGACGGAGAACGAGGGCGAGGAGGGUUUGAGGGAGAUACAUGUGAAGGGCGAUACCCACAAUGCUCUGGUCACCCAGUUCAAGCCCGAUUCGAAGAACUUUGCCCGCAUUCUGGCCUACAAUGGGCGCUUUAAUGGUCCGCCGAGCGCGGUCAUCGAUUUCGAUACGCCCGAGGGUGUGCCGUCGCCGGUCCAGGGAUUGGACGCCUAUCCCCUGGGCUCCUCGGCCUUCAUGCUGCACUGGAAGAAACCGCUGUAUCCCAAUGGCAAGCUCACCGGCUACAAGAUCUACUUCGAAGAGGUCAAGGAGAGCUAUGUGGAGCCUCGCCGUGAGUACGAACCUCACGUCACCGAUCCCAGGGUCACGCGCAUGAAGAUGGCAGGCCUGAAGCCCAACACCAAGUACCGCAUCUCCAUCACCGCCACCACGAAAAUGGGCGAGGGAUCCGAACACUAUAUCGAGAAGACGACGCUGAAGGACGCCAUCAAUGUAGCUCCGGCCACGCCCUCUUUCUCCUGGGAACAACUGCCCUCCGAUAAUGGACUGGCUAAAUUCCGCGUUAACUGGAUACCAAGUACCGAGGGUCAUCCAGGCACUCACUUCUUCACACAGCACAGGAUCAAGGGCGUAACCAAUUGGGAGAAAACAGACGAGGAGAAGAACUUGGACCACCAGGUAGUCAGCGGUCUGGAUCCAGAGACCGCCUACGAGUUCCGGGUCGUCUCUGUGGAUGGGCACUUCAACACGCCGAGUGCCGCGCAGGAGAUCGACACGAACACCGUUGAGGGACCAAUAGUGGUGGCCAACGAGGCGGUGGCCAAUGCCGGAUGGUUCAUAGGCAUGAUGCUGGCCCUGGCCUUCAUCAUCAUCCUGUUCAUCAUCAUCUGCAUCAUCCGGCGCAAUCGGGGCGGCAAGUACGAUGUCCACGAUCGGGAGCUGGCCAACGGCCGGCGGGAUUAUCCCGAAGAGGGCGGCUUCCACGAGUACUCGCAACCGUUGGAUAACAAGAGCGCUGGUCGCCAAUCCGUGAAUUCAGCGAACAAACCUGGCGUGGAGAGCGACACCGAUUCGAUGGCCGAAUACGGGGAUGGCGACACAGGACAAUUCACCGAGGAUGGCUCUUUCAUUGGCCAGUAUGUCCCUGGAAAGCUUCAGCCGCCGGUCAGUCCACAGCCGCUGAACAACUCCGCUGCGGCGCACCAGGCGGCGCCCACAGCCGGCGGAUCAGGAGCCGGAUCGGCAUCGGCAGCAGCCGGAUCAUCAGGAUCUUCGUCUGGGGGGGCAGCAGCCGGAGGAGGAGGCGCCUCUGCCAGCAACGGAGGAGCUGCAGCCGGAGCCGUGGCCACCUACGUCUAAGAGGCGUGGCUGGGAUUAUUCAUCAUUUGCCCCUUGUUCUCCUGAUUUUCUUCAAAAAACGAUUCAAAAGCCCCCUAAACAAAAAAAAACAAAAAAAAAUUUGUGUAAUUCUAUGUGUAAAACGAAAACUGCUUUAAGUGUCUGCAAAAAACGAAACAAAAUUAUAAAUAUAAAAAAGAGAAACAAAACAAUUGUAAAGUGAAGAAAAACUCGCAUGAAUUUAAAGCAUAUAAUUUUGCUUCUUUUGGCUUAUACAAAUAUUCUAGCACACAGUUGAACGCCUUUUCAAAAACAAAACAAAAACUUGUGUAUUAGCUUAAAAAACGACAACAAAAACAAAAAAUGAAUGAAAACGUUAAAAUAUGUAUGGCGAAUGAGAAGAACAAUUAACGAUGAUGCCUAUUUGUGUAAUACUUUUUUUUUGUACUAAAAUACCUUUUAGUUAUUAGUGGCACGAGGAUUAUUGUCUACAUGGUUUUGUAAACCAAAGUGAGCAAAUUGCGAACCGAAGGAUCGAGAGGGAAUAUGGAGGCAUAGCAACAGGUAUGCACGAUAUAUCCAUUCCAGUCUAAUCUAAACUAAGAUCUGUUCAAAAUGUACAAAAACCAAAUAAGAACGAACCAUCGGGCAGCUUCGAACAAUGAUUGACUGAAUUGCGAGAAAAUGCCCUGACUAUUUUGCAAUCAAUUAUACAGAACUGCUCGUUAAUGUACGACUAACCAAAUAUCGAUGUGUUCAAUUAGCAGCAAGUCAAAUUUUCAACUUGACCUCGAGUACUUUUCACCACAAUCAAGACUUUAAGGGCAGAGCAGAUUUUCCAACGCCAGUUCAAGAAAUCAAGGGAAGCUAAAACUGCAGAUGUAUUUCCUUCGUCGGCAAUUCGUAUAUAUGUAUCGUAUAAGUUCCGAUUUUCGUCCAUAGUCUAAUGCAAUUUUUCGCGUGUAGUGUUUAAACAGAAUCCUUUCAUUUUGUCCAUUAAUUCUUUAAGUAAAGCAAAUUAGUUAAUUAACAAAUUAGUUGAUGACCCACUUGAACGAGUCGGGCAUUGUAACCUAUUAUAAAAUAUGCAGCUAUAAUUGUUCCACACGGUACUCCCUUAAAUGUAUGUAUUAUUUAAUGAAAAUGUUAAAAUCCCCGAGAUGCAAUUUGAGUCUCUGGUUUUCCCUUAUCCAGAUAUAAUCCAGAUAUCUGUAAUAAUAACAAUGUAUUCAUAAUUUUUUUAACUAAAAAACACACAAAGUGGCAUUAGAAUCUAAACAAACAAACACAAUUUAACAAAUAAAAUGAAAAAUGAAAAUGAAUGAAAAAAACACACAAUUUUAGUUUUGGAAAAUCUUUGCCGCUUUAAAAGAAGAAGUGCUAAGAGCUUUGUAAGAAACUCGAUCCGAAUAUAUCUACUUAUUAAUAUUUGCGCUUUUAUCGAAACCGGAAAACCACAAUCACACCCGAACCGGACUCAGUUUUUGAAAAGUUAACUUAAAUCGGUUUAGUUUUAUUUGCGAAUUAGUAUAUUAAGUACAUUAGGUGGAUAGACAAGCUUAUGAUAAUUUGGUCUUUUACGAACAUACAGGGUUGCUUAGUCAAAUUUUUGCAUAGAUUUAAAAACAAAAAAGGGAGAGGCAGGUAAUUUGAUGACUCAUAUUUUGUGCACUGCGUUCUGUUUGUUGUUUUUUCAAUUAGCUACUUGUAACGAACUAUAAUCCCCGGCUUCAGCAUAGUUUCCAAUCGAAUCGAAUCGACUACCACUACCCAACACCCAAACUUCCCCGAAAACCGAACCCACACCACAAUUGGGAGACAACCGAUCCACACACAAAUCACCUGCACCACGCAUAUCCCAACGAUUGAUAUAACAGAUAUACAAGGAGAAAGUAGAGCGGAGGGGAGUAGAAAACCGAAACAGAAACGGAAACUAGAUCAGAAAGGACAUGCAAGGACUUGCAAGUACAGCAAACAAAGACAAAAGAACUACAUAAAUCAAUACAAACAAAACUUGCUAUGCAAACGUAUAUAUAUAUGGAUAUAUGAUAUAUAUUUACAGUAUAGGAGACAACGAUCUAAAUCUAAUGUUCACGACAAAGCGAUAUAUAUAUAUAUACAAAACAUAUAGAGAGAUGUAUAAGAUUCUGCAUAGAUAUUGUGAUUUCCCCAAAUAAAAACUAAAAAUAGUCAAAAACAAUGUGAAAACCCGAAAAGGCAAACGUAAAACGAUUUAACUAUACUAAUAUUUCUUCUUUUGUCGUAUUUGUAUAAAAACAAAACAAACUGAAGUGUUCAUCAGUGGAAUUAUCGAAAUAAUCGAUUGUCUUCGAUGACAGCCAGAGGAAGCACUAUCUAUACCGAUAGCGAGGGAGCCACAACAACAACAACAACUGCACUGCCGUGUCGGGUUCUAUUUUACAUUAACAUUUACAGAAUCAUAAACAUUUACACACUAAACA